AAAACAUAUGUUGUAUAAGCAUAUGGUGCGAAAAGUGAAGUGCAUUAAUUGCAAAAUUGCAACUGGAAAGUAUAGUUUCUAAUAAGAAUACUAAUAAAAGCAUUAAUAAUUGAAUAUUAAUUAAUUCAUUGUUUUUACAAAUUGCAGCAGCUUACUACCAAGUACUAGAGAGUAUGUGCACUACAAGGCAGAGAUGUGUGUGAAAGCAAGCUAACUGCAAGUAUAUCAUCCAGUGGUACAAGAAGAAGUAGCUGAGAAGACUCCGCGUCCCAAACAUCGAGUAGUGCCGCUAGUUUAGUUAAGUGCGUUUGUGUUGAUAUUAGUCAGUGCACUGUAGUAUUUGUUUACUGCAUGUAUGCCUAUACAUGCAAAAUAAAACUUUAAUUGAAUAUAAAUAUCCAAUUUGAGUUUUAUUUGCUAGAAUACCCUUUAUAGGAUAUGUGCAGUCGAUCCAAUUUACAGUGUAUAUGCUGCAAUCAGUUGCUUGGAGACGACCCGCUUUGCUCAGCCGGAGGGUUGUCUGGAUUUGUGUUGUGUGUGCGCAAAGUGCCUGUAGUGGGUGGCAACGGCGCCAGUUGCUGGAAGAUUGGCAGGCGCGACUGUGAGGCAGCUGCGUUGCCUAUGUUGAGGGCCACCUCUGAAGAGGAUGAGUGUGUGGCAGCGUCAUUUGGUGGAGCGUCGUUGCGACGAGCUGCAUCGUUGCGAAGAGCCUCGUAUCUGCGUCGGGCUGCUAUUCUGCGAAGGUUUUCGCUUGUGUUGCGUGUUGAAGCUGGAUACGAUCUAGUGAGCCUUGCACUCACAAUAUUGCGACUGUGCUCACGGAAAGUAAUCGGGCCAUACACCGGAGGAUGACGGCGAAGAUAACUAGCACGGAAUUCCGCAUCUUCUUCAGCUUGUCUUCGCUGUUGUCGCUGAGAGCGCAUUUCAAUUUCGUUAGCCAGGUGAGUAUUUACGAGGCUAGAGUAUCUGGGCAUUGUUAGUCGCUGUGGGACAAACGGAUCAUGGGCUAUGCUUCUAGCCUCAUUGUUGCUAUGUACUCGUAGUCGCUCGUAGUACUUUGAGCAGAUAUUAUUAAAUUGCUCAUCCACAGAU
Drosophila mojavensis is the source of this 1092-nucleotide messenger RNA. RefSeq lists its product as uncharacterized. The transcript has 3 exons. The record is from RefSeq and is a predicted model, not a curated record. NCBI's taxonomy places the organism in Eukaryota, Metazoa, Arthropoda, Insecta, Diptera, Drosophilidae. Bases 439 to 852 code for a protein of 137 amino acids.